This is a messenger RNA of Lytechinus pictus (painted urchin), 4701 nucleotides long. Its product is annotated as tripartite motif-containing protein 5-like. Lineage: Eukaryota; Metazoa; Echinodermata; Echinoidea; Temnopleuroida; Toxopneustidae. The coding region runs from base 184 to 2088 and encodes 634 amino acids. Gene Ontology annotation, biological process: protein monoubiquitination. The record is from RefSeq and is a predicted model, not a curated record. Gene Ontology annotation, molecular function: zinc ion binding; ubiquitin protein ligase activity. The transcript has 2 exons.
AGAAUUCGUAAACAACUGUAAAUUUGUACACGAUUCAGUACGCACUACCAUUGUGAAUCUAUGUAGCCUAAAUAUCUAAUACUGCUGCUAUUAGACCCCGUAUAAUAUUAUUGCUUUGAUCAAACUGAGAAACAUAUCGUUUAUAAUGGAUAUAAGCAGUUUGACUCUUCUAUAAACCCAACCAUGGCUGAAGCAUUAAAGACUGUCAUCUCCCAGAGUACAGAGUGUCCAGUAUGUCUUUCUACAUUCACCGAUCCCAAGAUCCUGUCUUGUUCUCACACUUUCUGCAAGACUUGCCUGGACAACCUCUUAGAGUGCCAAGGUAACUGUCAGAUCCGAUGCCCUGUCUGCAGAGCUGUGACCCAGGUCCCAAACGAAGAUGUCGGCAAACUACAGGUAAAUCUUGCUUUGAAGAGUCUGAUAGAGGAUAUGGAGGGCCAUCCUCAGAUUUGCACGAAUUGUAAAUCAAAUGACAAGCCCCAUGCUGCUGUCUACUGCCAAGACUGUGGCAAGUAUCUUUGCACCUCUUGUCUUAAUAAGCACUCUCAGUGGGAAGACUUUAUCGAUCAUGAAGUCAUUGCCAUGAGUGAGAUCUCAUCAGGGAAGGUGUAUGUACGUAGAUACCGGAAAUGCAGGAAACACCCGAAAGAAGACGAGGAUUACUUCUGUUCCACCUGCAGGAGAUUCACAUGCUUCAGAUGUGGUGUGAUGGAACAUAAAGACGAGGGACACCAGGUCGUUGAGGGAGCUGCUUAUGAGGACAAACACGUGAAGAUCAUCGGAGACCUGAAAUCAAAGGUUGACAAGCAACAGUCAUGCUUUCAGAAGUACAUUGAUUUCAUAGAUGAACAGACCAAGAGUGUUGACAAUGCCAAGAAACAGUGCACAAGUGACAUCAACAAAGCAUAUGAUGAUGUAGUCCGGCAGUUGUCAGAGAAGAGAGAAAGCUUACUAAGAGAAGUCAAGGAAACGACUGAAGGAGUAAAGAAAGAACUGGAAAGCAUGAAGACCACGGCUCAGAAGCACAUCAAUCGGUUGGCGACCAUGGCUGAAAUGGUGAUUAACAAAACAAAGAUUCCAUUAGAUAUGGAUACUUUGGCUUCACAGGACACUCUGUGUGAAGAGUUACGAGAGGUCUGUGAUCAAGAGGAUCCUGACUACGAGCAGCCGAAGAAAUCUGGCAUAAAGGGGAAAACUGUCAAUUUCGAGAGAAAUGCUGGAGUUGAUGAGCUAGGCCUUGGAAAGAUUGUGCAUGUAGUUGAAAAGAACGUCGCCUUACCCACUAAUAAAACCUUUGAUUUAAAGGACGUUUCUUUGUACACUAAUCGGAUUGUUAAUGUAAAGAACGUUGCUUUGCCAGCUGAGAGUAGCAUGAAUGCCAUGGUUAGUACACCAGACGGUAGGAUGGCAUUAGGAUAUAGUACAGGUGGCAUCUCCAUCUUCUCUCCUGAUGGUCAGCUUCAGCAGACAGUUCUGAAGGAUGUUAACAUUGAGUGUGUAGGGUUUCUCUCUGAUGGUCGAUGUGUUGUGAUAGAUAAUUCAAACAACAUCACACUAUACACACCAGAGUACAUACGAUUGAAUGUAAUGUUUAAGACUCUAAGUCGAGAUGAAGGUGUGUUUUGUGAUCUCACUGUUGAUGGUGAUGAUCUGAUCUAUGUGGGCUACAUGAAUGCCAGCAAGAUCCUGGUAUUUCCAGCAUCAGGUGGGCAAGCAGUCAGGGAGAUACCAUGCAACGGGUAUGUACCACAUCAAAUCACUAGUUUCCAUGGUUCUCUGAUCACUUCAUCAUUUGAUGCUAUCAGAUUGAUAGACAAACAAGGUGCUGUGCAACAUAACUUAAAGAAACCGGGUAGUCUCCUUUUCGCUGCUGUAUCUCAAUGGAAUACAAUCCUGAUAGCCAAGGUGAAGCCUGGUGAAGGUUUGGUGAGCAUUAACGAGUAUACAAAUGAACUAAGGCACAUCCGAAACCUUGUUAAUGGUUACAAGACUGAGAAGACUUGGAUAUGGUGUUACCUCCAGCAGUACCGAUCAGGAGAGAUCGCCUUCUGCACUCUGGUAAGACUCUAUAUAUUCCGCUUAAAAUAAUUGAUGACAUGAUAUCAUAAUUAUUAUCGCAGAAGAUGGGGGGGGGGGGGUGAUACCCACUGAGUUGCCAUUUUCUGCUAAAGUAAGCUGCAAUAAUGUAGAAAUACAUAAAACAAUUGUUGGAUCAUUUCUUUCUCGUUUCUCACCCAUAAAAAGCAUUUCGCUGCUUACAACUUUUUGUUUUCAAUUUUGCAUGUACCAACCAUCAUAUUUAUCAUGUUUAUCCUCUGUGUGGGGGAAAUUUUAGACUAUACUUGUAUGUUUUCAUAAAUUGGAAGAUAGCGUGAUUCUAUGCUGUGAAUCUAGACAUUAUUAUAAAUUGUGAAUAUAUAGAUAUUAUCUUCAUGGAGAUGGUCUGAUCAUCACUCUUCGAUAUUUUUCGGAGUGUGAAACACUUAAAAAGAACUUAUUUCAUUCAAGAAAAUAUCACGAAAAAUGCAUACAACAGCAUAUAGUCAAUGGAUCUCAAUUUUAUAUUCAGCUUUGCACUUAUCCAGCAUCAUCUUUAUCAUGUGUAUCCUAUGUGAGGGAAUUUCUCGUGCUUAAAUAUAAGACAUAAUGUUAAAUAUACAUAUUGUAACAGUAUCCUGUUUAUGUGAUUUGUUCAACUGAUAACCUAUAAUGUUUAUUCAGUUAGAGGGCGCACUCUUGCUAAGUAAUAAAGUACCCCUUUCUUCCUGUAAGAAACUACUCUCUGAUGUUAGAGUCAAGUCAAACCACUUAACAACCCAACCACAACUUGAAACACAUAUUUUAUGGGAAACCAAAUGUUUCUCUCUUCAUACAUGUCAUAUGCAUGUAUAUAAUAAUUGUCUAGCAAUGACUAUCGUGGCAAUGUGAUAUUUACCAUUGAUAUUAAUGAGUGUAUGCUAUACUGUUUAUGAUUUUAUGCAUAAAUUAGAAUAUGUCGUUAUUCUAUGCUAUUAUUCUAUCUAGACAUGAUUACACUGUGUAAAUAUGUAUAUAUUAUCUUCAUGGAAACGGUCUGAUCUACGCUCUUCGAAGUAUUUCAAUUUCAAAAUGCAAUUAUAUAUGAUAACUUGAAUGUGAAACAAAACAAACAAAUAUUGCCGGCAUUUAAGAAAAUAGCACGAAAAUGCAUGAAAAGCAACGUCAAGGAUUUAAUUUUUAUUUUGAGCUUUGCUAUUAUCAAGCAUCAUCUUCAUUAUGUUUAUCCUAAGUGGGGAAAUGUCUAGUUCUUGUAUUUUAGACAUAAUGUUAUUAGAUAUAUUAUAAGAAAUCAAAUGAUUCUCUAUUCAUAAACAUUUAUUUAAUUUAACUACGGAGUAAUAACCAUGGUGGAAGUGUAAUAUUUACCAUUCAUUUUAAAGAUGGUAUGCUAUACUAUGUAUGUAUUUACUUGUAAUAUAUAUUUUCAUGCAUUGAUCAGGUAGAUAGGAAGUGAGAUCAUGAUCUUUAUGGUAAAAAAACAACGUUCUCCGUUCUAGAGCAUGCUUUAAUAUACUGUAUAUUUUUUUUUUACCUGUAUUUGAUAUAGAACCGAUGGGAAGUACACUACUUUGAUAUAUUCGAAGAAAUUGAAUUUGAAAAUGCAAUUACAAGGAAUAACUCGAUUGUGAAAUAGAGUAGCUUUACGGAGAAUAGCUUAUUGUAUUUCAGGCAAUGGCACGAAAUGUAUAGUAAAAUCGCAGUUUUAAUGAGUCAAUGGAUGUAGAUAUCUGCCAUCCAUAGAAGUCUGACGAACUUUUCAUUGGUCAAUCACUAUAUUAAAUCUAUAUUUAUAUAUUGUUUUCUAUAUAUUAUAACUUUGUGAAAAUAAACGAAAUCAAAUGGAGCGAAAAGUAAAUUUUUGAGGGGGCUAAAUUCCUGAAAAGCUGGGAGCGAAAAGUAGUGCAAACAUCUAAUUUUCUGUUAGAUCUCGACAUAAUAUUCAGACAAUGAUAUGUUCAGCCUUUUAGUUUCAUUUACUUUUCUUCUUUUCCCCUUGGUCGUGAAAAUCUUGAGGAAAGAACAAUACGUGUAUAACCCAAUCAAAUUGUUACAUUCUAUCUAAGUUUGGAAAAUUAUUCAAUAAUAUAAUUUCAAAUUUCUGCUUCGGAUUUUGCCUUUUAAAAAAAAUUCAAUUCGAUAGAAGAUCACGUCAGAUAAGACUUGCUAUUACCGUGGAAAAAAAUGAAACUUUAAUAUCAUAAGUACUUGUAUUUUCUACAGGUAUACAUAAUUUAAAUUAGCAGAAAUUCUCUUUCAUCAAUAAUCAUGCAGUAUAUCCAGAAUGAAGAGAAAACGUCAUUAAUUAAUUAUACAAUUGAGAAGGAAAGUAUGAUCACUAUGAAUGCAAUUGUUUAUGUUUGCACAAAUAUGAUCGAGAACAGUGAUGUGCUAAUGUAUAAAUAUAAUAACAUGUAAGUAUUUAAGAACCAAGUUCACACCAUUCAGCUCUACAAUACGACAUGUCGAGUUUACAAGUAGAAUGAGUUUAUUAAGAUGUAAAAUGAAUUAUGCUCUUUAUUUUCAGGAACUAUAAAAGAUUUGAUCAUCAAUUUGAUCAUAGUAUACAUAAUAACUUUUAGAAAUUAUCUUAAAAUGUACGAAACCAAACAUUAUAAUGUAAACGUUAGAAAGUGAAUAAAGGAAAUGCAAUUUCAAAAUCUG